GCGAGCCCCGGGGUGGGGCCGAGGGCGGGGGCGGCGGCGGGGAGGGGCUCGCUCAGCAGGCGCUAAGUCGCUUUAUUGCCAUAAAAUGGGGCCCCCGAGCCGCUCCGCCCGAGGAUUAGGAGGCGGGCUCUGAGUGUGAUGGUUGAAAUCCCCUGUGGGAAACUAACCCCUCCCCGCUCGCAGAGGUAGAAGGCAACACCCACUGCCCGGCCCUCGCCUCGCCGCUCGGGCCGCCGGCUUGGGGGGUGGGUCCGCGGAGCCUCCACCCCGCCCCACCCCGCCCCACCCCUGCCCCCGCCCCCCGGCCUCGGCCGCGCUUCGCGAUCACCUGCACCACCUUGCUGCGGCACCCAAAAUAACCCACACAUGGCCAACACCGCCUUGGGAGCCACGGGGCGCGGGGGGCCUGCGGGAGGAACCCCCGAUUUCAACUCCUCGGGAGCGGACUCGCGCGGAGCCGCCAGAAAGUCCCCUCUUUUGUGCCAGAUCCCGCUAGGCUGCCUUAGGAAGGGAAUUUGGAGACAAAUAAAGCGCGGAGCCCGCUCGGCCCACCCCUCCUCCGCCCCCGCCGGUCCCCUCCCGCCCGGGUGGAAACGUGCGGGGAGAGGGCAGGGUGCCCGAGCCGUCCCCGCGGCUCACCCACCAGCUAACUUGGAAAGGUGUGGGCGGAGCCGGCUCCGGCGGCCGGCGGCGGCUUGGGACCGCUCGCGGGGACCGCCCCCGUGGCUCCGGGCAUCGCCCGCGCCGGGCAACAAUGGGGUCCCGGCCGGGGCAGCCCGGGCGGGCGGUGCCCUGGGCGCGGGGGCGCACGCGAAGGUGGGGCGCGUGCAGGACCGGGUGCGGAAGGCGGUGGGGAAAUCAUUGUUUGGGUUCUCGAGCGACGCACGUUGCGGGCGAGGCGGGGGCGUCCUCCAGCCCAGCGCUUCACCUUGGCGGGAUGAAUGGGGGCGAGGCGGAGCCGCACGCCCGGUUCCGGACCCCCGGGAGAUGGGAUACCCGCCCUCGCUCGGAAUUUGGGCAGGAAGCGGGAGCUGUAGAUACCAGCCAAGGGGCUGCGGGAGAGCGGAGUCCGGCCCUCCCCGCCCCGCGCCCCAGAAGGGAGCCCCGAGAAGCGAGCGGCCCGGAGCUGAGUCCUCGACGCCCUUCCCGAGGGUCCCUCCCUCCCUCCCCGCUUCCGCGCCCCGGGGAGCGGAUCGACGCGAUUCUGGGGCGGGAGCGAGAGGAGGCGGGCAGCGCGGCCCGGCGCUCCCGCGGCGGCCGGGAGGGCGCGGGGUCAGCGCGGCGGAGAAGGGUCGGCGGGGGCAGGGCGGCGAGCGGACGGAAGCGGGCGCGCUGGGAGCAGAGCGGGCGCGGCGGCGAUCGCGUGCGCCACUUUCUUGCAAAGCUGGUUUUCCUCCCUGUACACCUGGGAUGGCACCUUCUUUAUUAAGAUGUGGAGAAUGAAUGACGGCUUAUGUAUCUUCUGAGUACCAAGGUCUUUGAGAAUUCCCAAGAAUUGUGCAUGACCACCUGGCUUCCCUGGUAAAGAACUUGCCUGCAAUGUGGGAGACCUGGGUUAGAUACCUGGAUUGGUAAGAUCCUCUGGAGAAGGGAAAGGCUACCCACUCCAAUAUUCUGGCCUGAAGAAUUCCAUGGACUGUAUAAUCCAUGGAGUCGCAAAGAGUUGGACACGACUGAGCGACUUUUGCUUUUUUUUUUCACUUCUUAAUUAUCCCACCAAUGCCUUAUUCAGCACUCAAUACACAAGUCCCUAAAACUUUUUUAUGGAAAGUAACUUCCAAAUUGCCUGGCACAUUGUGGGUGCCCUAGGAUUAUUUAUUUUCCUUUUGUAUUAGCCAGAAUGAUUAAUUUCUUUAAUACAAAUAAUUCAUUCUUUGUUUACUAUUAAAGUACACCUAAAUAUAGUCACCUACUAGAGUAAUAAACUUUGUCAAGAAAAAUUGUCUAAAGGAAUAUAUGAGAUUUCUAUGUUAGUUCAAUAAAAUGUUUGGACCCAUUUAA
Molecule: messenger RNA, 2001 nt
Organism: Bubalus bubalis (water buffalo)
Lineage: Eukaryota; Metazoa; Chordata; Mammalia; Artiodactyla; Bovidae
Product: translation initiation factor IF-2-like
Exons: 2
Coding region: 367-1443 (358 amino acids)
Source: RefSeq, a predicted model, not a curated record